This is a messenger RNA of Tripterygium wilfordii, 1864 nucleotides long. Its product is annotated as dnaJ homolog subfamily B member 1-like. Gene Ontology annotation, molecular function: protein-folding chaperone binding. Lineage: Eukaryota; Viridiplantae; Streptophyta; Magnoliopsida; Celastrales; Celastraceae. The transcript has 3 exons. The record is from RefSeq and is a predicted model, not a curated record. Gene Ontology annotation, cellular component: cytosol. The coding region runs from base 179 to 1213 and encodes 344 amino acids.
ACGUUACCCGCGACCGUCACCUAACGCUGGUAAUAGAAUUUGCCAUAUAAAUCUUCCUUAAAACUCCAACACCAGAAGACUCUGAAACAGAGAUACUGCUAAACCAAGCAAUCAAGCAUUUUUUUUCGAGAUUGUUUCGGUCAAGGUGAAGAAGAGAAAGAGAGAAGAAGUAGGAGGCAUGGGAGUGGACUAUUACAAGAUAUUGGGGGUUGAUAGGAAUGCGAAAGAUGAUGACUUGAAGAAGGCUUACAGAAAGCUUGCAAUGAAAUGGCAUCCUGAUAAGAAUCCCAAUAACAAGAAGGAGGCUGAAGCCAAGUUCAAGCAAAUAUCUGAAGCCUAUGAUGUUCUCAGUGAUUCACAGAAAAGAGCAGUGUAUGAUCAGUAUGGUGAAGAGGGUUUGAAAGGCGGUGUGCCGCCUCCGGGUGCCAGUGGUCCGGGAGGAGGUGCAUCAUAUUUCUCCACUGGUGAUGGACCCACGACUUUUAGAUUCAGUACACGAAACCCGGAUGACAUUUUCGCAGAGUUUUUCGGGGUUUCAAGCCCAUUUGGAGGCAUGGGAGGUGGUGGUGGAAUGAGAGGGACGAGGUUUUCAAGUGGAAUAUUCGGGGAUGAUAUAUUUGAAUCCUUUGGGGGAGGAGGAGGUGUAGGUGGUGGAGGAGGUGCUUCGCGGAAAGCGCCUCCAAUUGAGAACAGGUUGCCUUGUACACUCGAAGAGCUUUAUAAGGGAACUACCAAGAGGAUGAAGAUAUCUAGAGAGAUACUUGAUGCAAGUGGGAAGACCAUGCCAGUGGAGGAAAUUUUGACCAUUGAAGUAAAGCCUGGCUGGAAGAAAGGUACGAAAAUAACUUUCCCAGAGAAAGGUAAUGAGCAGCUGAAUGUUACCCCAGCAGAUCUCGUCUUCAUCAUCGAAGAAAAACCCCACAGCACAUUCACUCGAGAUGGGAAUGAUCUGGUGGUUACGCUGAAGAUUUCCUUAGCUGAAGCGUUGACAGGCUACACCGUCCAUCUUACUACUUUGGAUGGCAGGAAUUUAACCAUUCAAAUCAACAAUGUGAUUCAUCCAAACUAUGAGGAGGUUGUUGCAAGGGAAGGGAUGCCAAUCCAGAAAGACCCAACAAAGAAAGGAAAUCUGAGGAUCAAAUUCAACAUCAACUUCCCAUUUAGGCUGAGUGCGGAGCAGAAGGCUGGAAUCAAGAAGCUCUUGGGACCUUGAAUAGAGGUAUCACCUCCUUAAAAAAGGAUUAAAUCUGUGAAUAUAUGAGAUAGAACGAGGCAUCUUGGGCUGGUUUCUUUCCUUCCCAUUCAGUCGAAGCAUUUCAAGUUGAGUAACAUUAUGAUUUUCACAAUUUCUCAUUUGUAAGCUUUGGUUGGUAUUACUGUGCCCUUUUAUAAAGUGAUGGGUGUGCAGCAUGUUGAAGGUCAUAGAUUAAUAAGGUCGGUUUUCUUCUUCAGACUCAAUAAUAACCAGACAAAGAUCACCUUUUCCUGCUCCUGUGAAUCUUAAAAAGGUUGACCUUAGUCUUGAUCAAAUUGUGAGAAGAUAUCCAGAAUGCGAAGGGUUGUGAAAAUGUUGCUAGAAGCAGGUGCAGAGGAGGAGUUGAAAACAGGCAAAAGAGAUGGUGAGCUCUCCCCAUAUUACUACGAGGAGGGAUGAAUCAGCUGGAAGUAAUGUUUGAGAUGGUAGUGACUAUGUACUGAAAUCUCAUUUUCAUUGUAUCUGAUUACAUGGGGCAAAAGGAAUGGGAGAGCAAAUGAGCAAUUUGUUUGAUGGGGAGAUUUGUAUAUGCAUAGUUUGAAAAGCAUAUCUACAGUUAAGUCACACAUUAAGAUUUUUUUUAAAAUAGUGUUGUAGCUGUUAGUGUUA